This is a messenger RNA of Linum trigynum, 3619 nucleotides long. The record is from the annotation of a GenBank genome assembly. NCBI's taxonomy places the organism in Eukaryota, Viridiplantae, Streptophyta, Magnoliopsida, Malpighiales, Linaceae.
UUCAAUUCAGUAUUCAGAUUUCAAUAAGAGUUUUCAAGAGCUGCAAGAAAUAUUUCCCUGUGAUUUCUUAGGCUUAUCAACCCCUGGUUGUGGCUCCUUGCCCCGAACCUUAUAACCGACUGGUGUGGCGGUUCUUCCUUCAUCUAACCUACCAAAAACCCUAAAUUUCCCAAUUCCUUUCAAUUUCCAGCAACCCUAGCUAUUUUAUUGUUAAUUAGAGCAGUUUAGGCACAUCAGUUUGGUAUCAGAGCUCUGGUUUUUUUAGAUUUUUAGUUGAUUUUCGUCAAAAAAAAACCCAAAAAACCCCCUAUUUUUUAGAGUAACAUUCCCUUUAAGAGAAGGAAGGAUGAGUGUAGAAAUAAAGGUGGAGCCAACCUUGCAAUCUCUUCAAGAAUCUCUGCUUCAGCUUACUACAACUGUUCAACAAUUGGUACAAAACCAACAACUUGACAGAGGUAGGAGUCAACCUAGGAGGGCUGUUCGAGGUGCUCGAAUUAACAACGAAGAUGAAGAACGAGACCAAAGGAGAGCUACUCAUGGAGAUAUCAAGAUUAAAAUCCCUCCAUUUUUCGGAAAGAGUGAUCCUGUAGAAUUUUUGGAUUGGGUGGACAAAGUUGAUUCUACUUUUGAGUGUCAAGACUAUCACGAAUUCGUCAAGGUUAGUUUCGUUGCAGCUGAACUGUCUGGUUAUGCUAGCUUAUGGUGGUUGAAAACUAAAGCUCAAACAAGGCACCCUAUAGAGGAUUGGAAAACAAUGAAGACGUUGAUGAAUGAUAGAUUUGUGCCAAGCUAUUACAAGCAAGAUCCAUAUUGCAAAUUUCAUAAUGAAGAGCAAGAGAUUGAGAAGGCAAGAUUCAUUGAUAUUGAUCAGACUGAUGCUUCUUCAAGCUCAAUUCGUGGUGAGACUGACAAAAGGAGUGUCAAAGUCGACAAACAUAUACCUUCGAAUGAAGUUUUUUUGCCUUUUUCUCAACCAGAAUUCGAAGAAAAAGUUCUUGAUGUUGAACUUGCUACUUGUGGAGAGGAUGCUCAAGCUUUAAUGCCUUUAAAAGAAGAACCAGAACUUGAGAUAGAAGGGAAGCCGUUGCCUAUCACCAACAUGAUAAUGGCUUUUGACAGGGUAAGUUUAAUGGAUGUUCCAGAAGAGUUGCCACUUAUUCAAGAUUCUACCAAUCAUGUUGAGUUUACCACCGAAGAUGGGAUUCUACCCAAGCCUGUGUAUUACAAUGAAGAUAUAGAGAUAAAGGAAAAUGUGCUCCGAGUUGACGAAAAAGAAGUUGGGAAAAGAGAAGUGCAUUUCAGCUGCUCUAAUGAAGAGGAAAAGAAUGACUUGUUGGGUUGCGCUAUAUUCUUGCCAAGAGGAGUCCAAGACAAGUCAUCAACUAUUAGAGUAGAUUUGGUCAUUAAAGAUAGGCGAUUAUGCUACGAUUUCAACUCAACUCAAAUGGGUGAUUAUGAUGUGAUUAGUGAACACAUGGAGUUUGUUAUUGGAAAUGAAGUGUCGUACAAGGAAAUUCGUAGUAGGGAAAGACGAAGACUUCAAGAGUUUGUGGUUAAACUUAAUAUUCAAGGAGCACACUCAUGUUGGGAAAUGAUAGAGUCAUGGGAACACAUUUCUAUGUCACAAGAAUAUUUGAGGGCAAAUCUUUUCCAAGAUGGAGAGAAUGAUGGGAUUAUACGAACCCUACAAGACCUAAUUCGAUUCCAAAUUAUAUCUCUACAUGGACCAUGGGUCAAUAGACAAAGUAGGAGGUUUAAAGAGAGUUUAGGAGCAUUCAAGAUGGGUGAAAAUGGGUCUACAAACAAGACCUACGGGUUAAUGGAGAAUUGAGGAUUUCUUACAACUAUCCUUGUCCAACAAUGAUUGGGAGGAGAUGCUUAAUUGUUGUCCAUGUUGGUUUAAGAGUCUUUUAUUAUGUUAGUUUCAAAAUGACUCACCUUCCUUUUCUUCCAUUCUUCAAUGGAACCCUAAGAUCCUCUCUCUAAAACUCAGUCCUUUCUCUCUCUUUCAGGCGGAGGAACCACCCAAAAACACUAAUUCCCCCCUUCAAGUCGACUGCCUUUGUUAAGUGAAGGAAAAUGUAAUUAUAAAUUGUUGGUACACGUCAAGGCCUUGAGGGCAUGACCCGAUGGUCAUGGCCGUGACCUGGGCGUGACCAGGCCCUGACCAGCCUAGAACGGCACCGAGAUCACGUUUUCACUAUGUCUACAAGUUUCGAGAUUGAGGUAGCCUCCAUCAUGAGAUCACGGUCGCUAUCUUUGGUGUCACGGGCGUGAUAUUUAUCAUGGUAAAAAUCUCUUUGGUCGUGAUCCAAGUCUCUAAAAUUUCUUCCUCUUUUUUGACUGCUUGCUGAAGUUCAAGGCCUCUGUUGGUGACCGCGAACAUGGUCACGACAUGGUUAAAGGUUGUGACGUGGUCGUGACCUGUGCUUUGUCUCCCCCCCCCCCCCCCUUCUUGCUCCUAUGCUUCCCAAUCGUGCUUGGAUUGACUCCAGUCGAUUCCCGAUCAAUCCUAGAUGGCUUUAAGUCCUAGAACUUCAUAAAAAACCCUAGAAAAGCAUAAAAUACGAAAAAGUGGGAUCGAUUUCCCCAUAAAAACCUUCAUAUCAAACUAACCCAUGCCAACAUGUAUGUCUUGCAAAUAGGAACGAAAAUAGGCAUAAACUAGCAUGAUAUGUGGCCUAUACACGGUGAUUUAGCACACAAAUGCCUUGAGAAUGAGGGAGAACUACCACCUAUCUUAGGUGUCAUCAAUUCCCCCUCACUUAGGCGUUUGCUUGUCCCCAAGCAAACAUACUCAAAAAUGUACAACUUGGUAAAUAAUCAAUAUGGUAUGAGCUAUAGUUCUUCAUGUAUUAGUUAGAAUAGUCGGGGUCGAGUGAACGUUACUCCCAUCUCACUGUGAAAACACAAACUCCCGGAUGAGGACCAUGUUAACUAAGUAGUUCUAGGCAUUCUAGGUGUGCACCGGAAGACAUUCAAAAAUUAUGAAAACAAAUGGGCUCUAAGGAUGCUCUUUAUUCUUUCUUUUAUGACAGGAUUCAAUUUUACCUUGAUUCUCCUCUUUUUAAAACUUUACCGCAAUGGCAUCAAACAUUUGCAAUUUUUCUUGCAAAUUGGUGUAUCUCCCUCGUAACCAAGCGCAAAAGAAACAUUGUCUUCCCGGACUUGGCAUCAUGAUAUGCUAUCUAUUGUUAUUGUGUAUAGAGAGGUUUUCUCUUGUUUGAGGCAGUGAGAUAGUCAAUACACCACUGUCCCUACUAGUAUACAGACUACAGUGGCAUUUUGCUGCAAUUGUCAUUGAUAAACUGGGAAAUUUUGAGUGAGAUUACUAAGCUGUUUUUUGGUAGCAAGUAUCCCAUUGCUAAUUUGUUUUUCCCCAAGGUUUGUCAUCUAAGACUGAAAUUGCUUGAAUGGUGUGUUGAUACCAAUUCUCUGGUAUGGCUCAAAGUAUGUGGUUGAAAUUUGUUAAGUAUUAGGAUUAUAUACAUUUGAUUCUGACAGUGUCAGUGGUUCUUGAUCCUAGAUACAAGUUGUUGCAUGUGAUUGAGUAUUAUGCUGCUAAGUUUAGCACUACCAAUACUGACUUGGUGGCUGAUAAGAAAAGGCAAUGUAUCUG